Messenger RNA from Micromonas pusilla CCMP1545, 2013 nucleotides. RefSeq lists its product as uncharacterized. The coding region runs from base 1 to 2013 and encodes 670 amino acids. The transcript has a single exon. NCBI's taxonomy places the organism in Eukaryota, Viridiplantae, Chlorophyta, Mamiellophyceae, Mamiellales, Mamiellaceae. The record is from RefSeq and is a predicted model, not a curated record.
AUGACCGCGAGCGCGCUGACCGCGGCGGCGGGGAUGCAGCAGCCGAUGAUCGAAGGCGGCGGCGACGCGAAGGAGGAGCUGAGCCGCCGCCGGCGGAGAGCGCCGCAGAUUUUGCUGCCGGACGCGCUCGUGCACGGCGGCGACGGCGACGGCGACGGCGCCGUCAGCGAGGUCGGGGACGUUCGCGCGGCGUUCAACGCGCUGUGGCCGAACGCGCCGUACUCGUUCGGGACGUACGGCAGGGACAGCGUGAGCAGCGACGAGAGCUACUACAAAGGGUUCGGCGGCGGCGGCGAGGAGAAGAAGAAGAGGAACGAAAAGCGGCUGGUGAUAAUCGUGAACGUGUCCGCGCCCGGGGACGAGAAGGCGGCGGAGAGCGACGGCGAGGGCAUGGUCAACGCCGCGGAGACGUUGCUCGAGCUCGGGAUACCGUUCGUGGUGUUGACGCUGUGGCAGGACAACGCGCUCGCGCGCUCCGUCGUCGCGGGGGGGCGGGCCGGCCGCGACGCGAAAGAAGAGAAGAACCAGCUCCGAGUCCUCAUGGAGAAGCGCACGAGGAUCCUUCUCGGGCGCAGCGUGAAGCGCAAGGAGGCGCGAGACGCGGUGCGCGAGGCGUAUUCGCGCGCGAAGAAGGCGCCGCAGGGGAGAGGGUUCGUCGAACUCGAGGAGGCGCUCGCGGAGGCGAGGGCGGUGGGCGCCGACGCGGGCGAGGGCGAGGUGAUGCUGGAGGAGAUUCGCGCGCAGGCGAGGGAGGCGGAGGAGAGCGCGCUCGCGGCGGCGCUGACCGCGGCGUGUCUGCAGGUUCCGGUGGACGUCCCCGGGUUGAAGGCGAACUUGCAGCGCGCGAAGGUGGUGUUGCAGAGGUACGACGCGGCGGUUUCCGCCGCGGCGGUUUCCGCGGCGGCGGCGGCGGCGGCGGCGCCGACGCCGCUCACGGAGAAAGAAGCCGCGGAGGCUGCGGAGGCGUGGAACGAGUCCGCGGCGCGCGCGGACGUCCUUCUGUCGCACGACGAGGAAUCGGAAUCGGACGCGGCCGAGGAAGACGGUGACGGCGCGUCGACCGACCGGGGCGCGACGCGCGGCGGCGUCCCCCUGCGCGACUUUGUCGCCGGCGACAGCGGCGAUUCUUCCCUGGACGACGAGGACGCCGCGACCACCGCGACCAAGAAGAGACCCAAAUCCGCGCUGCGAGCCGCCGUCGCCGCCGCGGAAGCUGCGCUCGAGGCGCUUACUCUCGAGGCGGACCUGCGCGUCGCGCUCGCGGACGAGGCGUCCCUGAACGUGGCCUCCGUGCCGACGCUGGAGGCGCUGAUGGUGAGAGCCGCGAAGGUUGCCGAGAGAAAGCCGCCGCUGACGGACGAGGGCGCGGCGAAGCUCAACACGCUCGUGUCGCGUUGUUUCUCCAGGGCGACCGCGCUGCAGGAGAUGGACCUCGCGCGCGCGACGCUGUCGGAGGCGCUCGAGCCGGAGUUGCGCGGCCGCGCGCUGCGGCCGGGGACGUUGGAACGCGAAGCCGUCGCGAAUUUAGAGAGCGCCAUCUCGCGCGCGAAAACGGCGGCGUGGCCGUGGCAGCUCGAGGACGCGGUGAACGACGCGGAGGCGGUCCUCGCGCGGUGGCGAGCGCUCGAGAAGGUGGAGCUCGCGAUGAAGGCGAGGAACGCGGCGAAGCUGCGCGUUUCGAUCGACGAGACGUCCGCCGCGCACCCGGCGAUCGAACUGCGCGAGGCGUUGAAGCUGUGCGAAGAGCUCGAAGCCGAGCGCGCGCUGGAGGGUGGCGAUCAGCGCCUCAAGGCGUACUUCGCCGCGAAUAAGGUGGCGUGGGCGAGCGGGUCGCCGACCGAAGAGGCGGAGGCGAUGCUCGCGACGAUACGCCAGAGCCUCGACAUCACGGACGCGGAGCACGAGCAGGUGACGCGCGCGGCGACGGCGGGGCGGCGGACGCCCGCGGAGGAGGCCAAGGUGCGUUCUAUACAAAAAAAUUUGACCCACCGCUCGCUCGGUUUCAACAUUUGA